CACUAAGACAAAAGAAGAAGAAGAAGAAGCAGCAGCGUUUGGUCAGCUGACAUCUAACGUAGAGGCAGUCGGUACGCAUGCCGCGGAGGUAUUGCAAACGACGGUCAAAAUCACUGAAUCCAUAAGUAUUUUGUUAAAGAUUUCGUCUUUGUCAGGUUAUUUUUAUGGUCAUUGUCUUAUAAAAAUGCCACCACUAAAGGAUAUAGCCGUGUUUACUCUGCUCUAAGCAGAGACUAUGUUGAGACUGCUUGGGGUUUUUAGUGUUGUACGCAGGGCUUUCUGUGACGCCGCAGAAGAGAUGGGCAAGAAAGGAAACUUUUUCUACGCUGUGAGGAAAGGAUUCAGACCAGGAGUAUACCAAACAUGGGAGGAAUGUAAACAUCAGGUGGAUAAGUUUCCCUCUGCGAUUUUUAAGAAGUUCGCUUCUGAACAGGAUGCUUGGGCCUUUGUGAGGAGUCAGUCAGCAGCAGCAUCUUUUGGGAGACCAAAAGGAUGUGACUAUGAGGUCCUGCCUUCUAGAAAUGUGCCUGAUGCCUCAAUGGCUGUUCCUCUUGGACGUAAAAGGACAUAUGAGGACUCUGAUGAUGAUGAGGGACUGUCCUAUCCAAAACGAGUGAAACUCACUGAGGUCAGUAAUGUGGCUGAGAGGCUUCCAGGGAGACAGACCAACCAAAGAGCAGAACUGCAGGCUGCUUGCAAGGCACUCGAGCAAGCCAGAGAAAAUAAUUUUAAAAAGGUUGUGCUAUACACGGACAGCAAGUUCACCAUUAAUGGCAUUACAAGUUGGGUUAAGACUUGGAAGUCUAAUGGCUGGAGGCUUAAAGGUGGUGGGGCGAUAGUCAACAAGGACGACUUCCAAAAGCUGGAUAAACUAAACGCAGAACUUGAGGUCGUAUGGAUGCACAUUCCAGGUCAUGCUGGCUAUACAGGCAAUGAGGAAGCAGACAGACUGUCCAGGGAGGGAGCAGCAAAGCCCUUGUGUUAGUCCACUGUUGCCACGUUCAUUUUAUAAUGCUACAUUUUGUUUUAGGUGCCUAGGAUGAGGUUGUAGUUUGUUUACCCUUGAUGGCUAAUGCACUUUUUCCUUUUUCUUUUUCUUUUGUUGGGCUAGUGUUGUAAUGUUCUAAAUAACACUCGAAACAAGAUUUCUUCUUUUCUGAAGAGCAGUGCUUAUCCAAAAUGUUUGUUUAUGAUUGUUCUGUCAAUUAAAUUGUCAUAUAUAUUGUUCCUGAGAUUGAUUGCUGGUACUUAUUUUCCCAUCUCUCAGAAAUAUAAGCACUUAGAACAUUUUUGGAUGCAUUACAAGUGACAAAAAUAAUUGUAGUGAGUGUACCGGUGUAAGUCUCCAACCUGGCUAAUAUUCUGCCACCGUAAUGUAUUAUUGAUUCUUUAUCUCUGAAUGCAUCAUCUUGCUCUUGAUUUCAGCAAGGUGUUUUAAGUUAAGAAAUGGUCAUGGCUCUCAAAUGCACCAGCGCUGAAAUGCCUCAG
Messenger RNA from Sinocyclocheilus rhinocerous, 1488 nucleotides. Its product is annotated as ribonuclease H1-like. The transcript has 7 exons. Gene Ontology annotation, molecular function: magnesium ion binding; RNA-DNA hybrid ribonuclease activity; nucleic acid binding. NCBI's taxonomy places the organism in Eukaryota, Metazoa, Chordata, Actinopteri, Cypriniformes, Cyprinidae. The record is from RefSeq and is a predicted model, not a curated record. Gene Ontology annotation, biological process: DNA replication, removal of RNA primer. The coding region runs from base 236 to 985 and encodes 249 amino acids.